AUGGCCGAGAACAGCAACCACCUGCAACUACCAGGAGCUGAACCACAGCGCCAUCUGCCCUCCUUCUAUCGCAGCCUUGACAACGAAGAACUCUUGCACAAAAUUAGAGAUCUCGACGACCCCAGGGAAUUCCACCGCCUCCAAGCCGAGGUCCUGCUCCCCACGAGUCGCAACUUCUUCGUCGACUUUGGCGAUGACCAUGCCUGGUGUGCUUUCGAUCUCAGUGACGACGCACUGAAGGCGCUUUUGAGCAGACCGAGGCCGUCGAACCUUUACGGAAGAUGGAUUAACAUUUGGGUGCCGUACAAGCAAAAAGAUAUCAUCGGGACGCUUGCAAAACAUUACGACUUUUCGCCCCGCCUUUAUGGAAUAAUGAAGUCAGAGCCUUUCCCUAACGCUUCCAGGCACCCGGACUCAAAGCACAGCUCUUCUCUAUGGGAAAGAAAAUUCCGACAUCCCAUGCAACGUACACGCAAUACGCCGAACAGCGUGGCCAACAGUUUUACAUCAGGAAUCGACCCGGGAGGCCAGUCGGGAAUAAAUAUAUCCGACGGCACCUUCGACGAUGACCUUUCCAAGAUGAUCAGUCACUACCGCCUCAUCGACGAAGUAUGGCAUUGGUCCACCGUUGACGAAGGGCGCCGGUACGUGAGCUUGGGCUACAAUUCUCUGCACAGCACCUCAGGCAGCAAAGACCCAUCGAAACCGCUGGACAACAAGCCAAUCGACACGGAGCGUGGCGAUUUACCCGAAGGAAAGCGUGUAUGGAGUUGGCUGGUGCUGUGCGAAGAUAAGACUGUCCUCAAUAUCCACGAAGACCCCUACCCUGAAAAACACGGCUUUUACGACUGGGAGGAGCUUGCCACACUCUACUCUAUCCGUCGCAACCUCCUCAACGUGUUCCGCAACCUCUCCAAAUGCUUCGACAUCAGCCGCUCCGCCGCCAUUGCCGUGCUGCCCAUCCGGCGCCGCAUUGGCGACAGCGAGGAGGAGCGCGCGCACCGGCCGAGCGACGCGCCGGGCUUGCUCUUCUACAACCUGUUCGACGAUUGGUAUUCAACCUACAGCCUGGUCGCACGGCGUGAGCACAAGUACGCCGCCGCGCUGGACCGGCUACGUGCCGACAUGAUGCAGAAGGCGGAGCUGGUACACGUCGAGCGCCUGCACCGUAUCGGCCGCCAGUUGUCGGUGCUGAAGCGCAUGUACCAGAGUUACGAGGUCAUCAUCGACCGCGUGCUCGAGAAGCAGGAGACCACGCUCGCCAGCCUCAAGAAUUCGCACAUUCUCUCGCCUCUGGAUGAAGGGAACAGCAGCAUGCUCGAUGACGGAUCAUACUGCGCUAGCAGCAAUGCGCACCGGAUAGACGAGGAUGUGAGCAUGCUGGGCGUGGCACUAAGCUCAGCCGCGAGGGCGAGGUUCAAGCGCUUGAAAUACCGGACCAGGCUGUAUGCUAUCAGCGAGAUCGAGGAAUGCCUGAGCCAGAAGGAGAGCUUGGUCAUGAUGAACUUCAACCUCAUCGCCAUCAAGGAAUCACUCUCGGUCGAGCGACUGACACGGGUGACGUUGCUGCUCGCAAAGGCGACGCUUCUCUUCAUGCCCGUCUCCAUCAUGGCUGCCUAUUUUUCUUGCCAAUUCAACGACCAGGAGUUCACCGUCGCCGAGUUCUGGACCUGGUUCGGCAUUGUUCUCGCCGUCAGCAUAGUCUGCAUCUUCAUCUUCAGCGUCGUGUCCGGCACCAUGGAGGGCAAAAUGCUGUACCGCAGCUUUAGCCGCGCCGUAAUGGACAUCACCCAGGCGUGGUGGGGCAGAAGAAAGGACAAAAGGGCAAACAGAAGGAAUGGUGACGACGUUGGGGGUGGCGGUGAAAGAGGAGGAGGGGGAGGGAGUGGGUUGGGAUUCGAGGAGGAGAUGAAGGUUCUAUGA
This is a messenger RNA of Lasiodiplodia theobromae, 1923 nucleotides long. RefSeq names its product Adp-ribosylation factor protein. The record is from RefSeq and is a predicted model, not a curated record. Gene Ontology annotation, molecular function: cobalt ion binding; magnesium ion transmembrane transporter activity; magnesium ion binding. NCBI's taxonomy places the organism in Eukaryota, Fungi, Ascomycota, Dothideomycetes, Botryosphaeriales, Botryosphaeriaceae. The coding region runs from base 1 to 1923 and encodes 640 amino acids. The transcript is spliced from 3 exons.